AUGUCCUCUGCAUUUUCUGGUUUGCCGUAUCAUUUGCCUUCAAAGGGCUUUCUCGAUGUGAAUAAAAGAAUUUGGGUCAUUUUCAAAAAUCUAGGCCCUCGUUUCACUGGGAGAAACCACAAUCUAUUUCAAGAACUACUAACGAGUAUAUUGACCAGAUCCAAAAGGGUCGUGAGUUGUGAGUCUUUUGACAGUGGAAUUCUCGAAGCCUGGUCGGCUUAUAUGAUUGCUUAUUGUACGAUGAACAAUUGCACAGGCGCACGGGAUACUAACAAGUACUUCAAAAACAACAAUGUGAAUGCGUUGGAUGAGAGUGAAGAUGAACUAGAGAUUCAACAUGCCCAUGUUAAUGAAGUAGACGAUAAGGAUGAAGCAGUAGAUGACAUAACGGGACUUGGAAUUGCAACUCAGCUUCAAAAGGCUUUGAUAAAACUUGAUCUCGAUAUUGAUGACAUUAGAGGGCAAGGGUAUGACAACGGAUCUAACAUGAGCGGGAAGCACAAAGAUAAUGUACAAGGGUUGACAGUGAAGCUAUUGUCACAAACACGCUGGGAAAGUCAUGUUGAGAGUGUGAAGCUUAUAAUGGAGCAAACUGCACAAAUAAGAGAUGCAUUACUUGAUUUGGCAGAAAGUAAUGAAAAUCCUAAAGUAAAGUGUGAAGUUGAGUCAUUAGCAGCACAUGAACUUCAAAAUUUUGAUUUUUUGCUUGGCAUGAUAAUCUGGUACAAGUUGUUGCAUGCUGUCAAUAUUGUGAGUAAAUUUCUUCAAACCGAAUCCAUGGAUAUUGAUCAUGCUAUCUACCUCUUGCAAGGACUUGUUUCAUUUCUUGAAGAAUAUAGAGAAAUUGGAUUUGCUAUUACCAAGGAUGAAGCUACAAAAAAGCAAUCAGCAGAAGAAUCAUUUAGAGUUGAGUGUUUUGUUUUUAUAAUUGAUCAAACUCUAUCUUCUCCGAUGACCCGAUUUGAAAAUUUUAAACAACAUGAUGACACAUUUGGAUUUUUGUUUACUUUGAAGAGGUUAAGGAUUGUAGCUUUUUCAAGUUUGUUGAACUCUUGUAUGAUUCUUGAGAAAUAUCUUCAACAUGAUGGGUGUUCGGACAUUAGUGGGGAUGAUUUAUGUUCGGAGUUACAAGUUUUGAGGUGUUAUAUACCAAGUGAAGCAACAAGUGCAAUUGAAGUGUUAUAA
Molecule: messenger RNA, 1185 nt
Organism: Olea europaea var. sylvestris
Lineage: Eukaryota; Viridiplantae; Streptophyta; Magnoliopsida; Lamiales; Oleaceae
Exons: 8
Coding region: 1-1185 (394 amino acids)
Source: RefSeq, a predicted model, not a curated record